UCUGAUGAUACCUUUUCGUGUAGGACAAUUGCAUUACCUUUUGGAGGGGAUUCGUGGCAGAAUACUACUCACCUCGUGCAAAGCAAAGGUUGUGCUUUUCACAGUACCAAAGUGUUGGGAACAUGCUUGGCACGUUAGUACCACGGGAUAUGUGGCAGUGUAGUCUCUGCGGCACCAAGUCUGGAAAAGGAGUUGAGGCAACUUUCGAUGUGCUUGCCAGACUAUUUGAAACCAAAUAUGCUAGUGGCGUCGUUGAUGAGCUCUUAUCUCUGGAAGGUCAACGAGAAUACAGACUUUCCAAUGGACUGAUGGUAUUGGAAUAUAGAAAAACGGUUCAGACAACUGUAUAUGAGCAGUGUCGUGUUGUUCAUGAGGGCCCUCUUCGCAUCAUAUUCUCUCAAGAUUUAAAGAUACUGUCUUGGGAGUUUUGCACUCGGCGUCAUGAAGAGUUUAUUGUCCGCAGACUUAUUGUUCCGAAGGUGAACCAGUUGCUUCAGGUUGCACAGAAAUGCCAGAGCACGAUUUUGGAAAGUGGGUCAGAGGGAGUUUCUCAGCAGGAUUUACAAACAAACAGUAACAUAGUCUUGGGAGAAGGACGAAAGCUGGCAAAGGUCAUGGAACCAGAGUCUCUGAAUCAACAUGGCUAUCCGAAAAAAUAUGCCAGAGCUCUACAGAUACAUGAAGUUGUCAAGAGCAUGAAUGAUCUUAUGGAUUUCACAUUCGAGCACAAAAUCGGCCCUAUCGAGGGGUGGAAACGGCUUUCGGAACAGACAGAGACAAUGAGGCUCCAGAGACAGAGAAUGCAAGAGAUGGAGCAGUUGGGGAAUAGUGGAGCAAUGAUGAAUAGGUGGUCAGCUCAAUCUCAGAUGGACGGCCUUACUUCUGGCAACAACAAUAACUCCUACAAUCAUCACCAUCAUAGCUCAGCUCAAGCCGUUGCUGCUCUGACCAACAACAACAACCAAACCAUGCUUAUGGGGAGGCUAAAUGCUAUGAAUACGGGCAGACUAGAGGAGGGAUUCCCGAGUCAGCGUCCAACCCCAAACCCAAACCAGAGUCCAUAUUGGUCUGAUCAGAGGCAGAACUUAGCAACAGGUGGAUUUCUCAGCUCUCCCCAGAUGCAACAGCAGCAGCAGCAGCAUGGCACUCCCAACACGCUUCAGCAGACACAUUUGCCACCAGAAGAUGCCACAGAAAUACCUGACGAUUUCUCAGACGACAACUUCCAGUGAUAAAUAGGGUAAAGCUUGUAGAACAGAACAUAGGCGGUUGCUACUUUGAGUUUAACAAAGUGAAAGUAGGCUUAAUUCUUCUCAUUUAGGUUGGUUUGUUGGUGUUUUGUAUAGAAACCAAAGGAAGUUGUAAACCUACACAUAGGCACUUUAGUAUCUUCUUCUUCACACUGAUGUAAUCUCAAAAUAAACAAGUUGUGUAUAUAUAUUCAUCAGUCAAAGGGGGUUUUUUAAGCUU
Molecule: messenger RNA, 1470 nt
Organism: Raphanus sativus (radish)
Lineage: Eukaryota; Viridiplantae; Streptophyta; Magnoliopsida; Brassicales; Brassicaceae
Product: probable transcriptional regulator SLK3
Exons: 8
Coding region: 123-1232 (369 amino acids)
Biological process (GO): negative regulation of transcription by RNA polymerase II; positive regulation of transcription by RNA polymerase II
Cellular component (GO): transcription regulator complex; nucleus
Source: RefSeq, a predicted model, not a curated record